GGCCGCCUGAGGUAGACUUCCUUCCGGUUUCGCCACCCACCUACACCCCUCUCCCGUCCCAUGCGCGUGACGCGUAAGAAACACGCCCGUUAGCGGCGGAGAACCAAUAGGAGCGCGCCGAGCUCUUUGGCGGACUUGCAAACAUUUGGUCAGAAGCUCUGCUUGUCUUGGGUUGAUACAUGGUCUUGGAGCCACGUCAUUCACUUCUGAAUGUUCGCCGCAGCCACAGAAUCAGAAGAAGAGGUCCCUUCAUUGUUAUGGGGACUGGAUCCUAUCUUUUCAGCUUUUGCAAGACUGUACAUUAAAGAUCUACAAGAAAUGAAAGAAUCAAAACAGGUUCCAGGUAUAUUCUUUUACAACAGGCAUCCAAUAAGGCAGGUGGAUAUUCUUGGAACUGUGGUUCUGAUCAAAGAACGAGAUGUCUUUUAUACUUAUGGAGUGGAUGACGGCACAGGAGUUAUAAGCUGCACCUGCUGGAAAAAACCUUUGGCACAGCAGAAAUCUUUGUCAGAUUUUAGAUCUCAUCCUAGUACCUCAAGUGACCUGGAUCUAGUUGAACAAAUAAGAAAGCUCCAAGAAGCAAUUUGCCAAAAAACGAGGCUGAAAAUUGGUGAUACUAUCAGAGUCCGUGGUUGCAUUCAGAUCUUCAGACAGCAGCGAGAAAUCAAGGCCUCCAUGUACUAUAAAGUUGAUGACCCUAUGUGUGAAGUUCUGAUUUCAAGGAUGCUGGAACUCCCCCGUCUAUACAGAGAUAUUUAUGAUCAGCCGUUCCAGUUGCAAGAAGAGGCACAAAGCCAAGAUGCAGCAUACAUGUUGGGCUCCAUCACUGAACUGAGCAAAAAAAUAAGAGACUUCCUAUUGAAGAACAAGAUCCAGAGUUUCUAUCAGCAGGAGCUGGAAACCGUGGAAGCUUUAGUAUCCUUGGUCAAGGAGGAUGAACCAAGAACUGCUGAGCAAACAGAUUCCAAAGCUGGUCCCUCCUCCAAACUGAUUAGAGACUCCUUCACGGAAGCAAUAAAGGUGUUGCAAAAUAAGGGAGUUCUUUUCCAGAAAUCAAAAAAUCCCAAGGAUAUGUAUUUUGUGACUGAGCAAGAUAAAGAAUUGCACAAAGUGACCCUUGAAGUCCUCAGAGAUGAUUGUAAGAGGCCAAAAUAUGCUGAAAAGGGCUGCCAUCUCAAUUACAUCCUCAAUUGUAUUCAGCAGAGCUACAGCCCUUUUGUUUCCAAAGCUGUGAUCCACUGCCUACUGGACUGGAUGGAGACCAACAGUGACGUGGUCACUACCAUGGAAGGAUACUAUACUGUCUUUUAAGAUGAGAUGCUGUGGACUUCUAGAGCCAAACUGUACCCAGUGGGCAUGAAUAGUAAGAAUACUUCAACGCUAAAAAGUUGGCUGGAAUUCCUAGACAAUGCUGUAUCAUAAAAUUCCUAUUCAUUUAUUUCUCUCCAUGUUUCAGAAGUGCUCAAUCUGCCUCUGAUAUUCCAGGUACUAAACACAGGGACCUCUUUAAACAGUUAUGUUGUGAAUGCCCUCUUGUGGCUGGAUGGAAGAAAAAACAAACUUUGCAUUCAUACCUUAUAGUCCAAUAAACAGGAGCUGCCUAAAAAGAUGAGCAGUGUGAAUUCAAGGAAAUACUUGAGAAACAGGCAUCAGAAUAAGUUAACCAUACUCUUCUCUCCAAUAAUGCACCCCCUUCCACACUCCUAGUCUGAUAUACAUAAUUUGUGGUACAUUAAUUUAGGUCAUCUCUUGAGAUACAACAAGUGCUGUGGAUUCUGAAUCCUUGUUUUUGUUACUACUCCCAGUUUACUUUUAACCUGGAUUCCAUGAUUACUAAAGGCUAUUCAGUGCUUUAAUUUAGGGUGGUAUCUGCAAGAUGCCCUCCUGCAGAACACAGCGGUUGGUUGCAUAAGUCAUGGACGAGGUGAUCUUUUAAAAAGCGGACAGUGCACUGGCAUUAAAAAAUCAAAGCAGUUUUUCCUUCCAUAAUAUUGAAAUGUGCACAUGCAUCCAUGCUUCUUUUGCAAACUGUGGCAGGUAUUAAAUAAUACUCAUUAGUAGAUGAACGGAGUGACAAUCUUGUUUCCUCAAGACUGAAGGAGGGAAAAUUCCAGAGAGCACUUCUACUUCCAUUUGAGCACUAUUUCUGGAACUGUCACAGAGAAGAGUUAUACCUGACUGCAGUGAGUGACAGAAAUUAUAUAUAUAUAUAUAUUAUAUCUUGGUUAUGCAUGUUAUAGCUUUGUUUUAUACUAUUCUAAAUCGCCGUCAAACUGCUCAAGAGUAAAGUAUUCCUUGGUCCCAGUAAGACUACAGUACAUUCAUUUUUAAAAUAAAGAUACUUUGUUGAAAACAGACCCUAGGCCCUGUCUUUCUUCCUUCCCUAUUCCAUACUGCUAUUGGAAUGCCUGUUGAUCUACAAAUGCCCUUGUUCAGCGCAUGCAUCUUUUUGGAAGGCAUCCAGCAGAUAAGAGCCCUUUUCCAAGUGGUACUGUCUGGCAAGAGCCUCUCGUUUGCUCCGGUGCGCUGUGGUUUUGGCAUAGGAAGUCUUUGUGUGUCGUUCCAGCCACCACAUGGACUGCUUUAUAAAUGCAUAACUGUCACGUCCACAAAUGUGAAGCAAAUUUGAAUUUGGUAACUUAGAUGUAUAGGUGAAAGUUUAUAAAUAAUUACUGUAUUUAAACAGAAAUAUUGCAAUCUGCCUAAAAUUUAGAAAGAAUUACUACCGGUAUAUUAGGGAAAGACAACAGCUGACUUGUAUGCCUGGUGACCAUGUGCUGCUAACUGUGGAUGGGCAACUUCAAGGCAACUUGUAAAUAAAGGAGGGGGAGGCACAAAAUCAGAUGGGAGUGGAAAGAAUCCCAGCUUAAAACAAGAUCUUGUUUUUUCCUUCCAGCUCCCAAACCCCAGGACUGUUGUACCCAAACCCCGGGAUGCCAACCCCAUGAACUCUAGUAGGGUGCCAAAUCGCCAUGGUGAAAGCCAGCCUUCCAUGGUAGAACUGCCACCAUACCCCUGUUAGUCCUCCAACCUGGGCUGGGGGAAACUCAAGCUGUUUCUGGUCUUCUUUGGAAUUCACAAAAACAGGAGUCAACCUACUUUUCUGCCUUUUGAACCCCAAGUCUACAAAUUACUUAGCAGGGAUUUUUUAUUUUUGCUGUAAAAUUUUAAAAAUCUGCCCUAUCCUCUCACCCACAUUCUCUUGAUGCCAGGAGAAAUGUCUUUUUACAUCUUAGUUAGCAAUGGAAUAUGUUUUCUUGAUGCCCUAUAUUUUAAAGUGUCUUUCCAGGGGAACAAAUGGGAGUCUCGUGGAAUGAAAUAGAUGUAUUAUCUCAUGGCUCCACUAACAUAAUAUCCAUAGAGUAGACCUCAGAUCUCCUAGCUCAGAACUUCCAAGUUCUGAUUUGUUCGUCUUGUACUAGUGUCUCAGGAAGCAUGGCAGAACGUGACAUGCUAGUAUGUGUCUAGCCACAGUGUGGUGCUGUUGAAGCAAACUUGAGCAUGAGCUGGAACUUGCAAUUGUGUCCCUCAAAUACUGUACACACAUUUAUUGAAUGGAUUAACAAGUUGUUAACAUUGAAUUUGGCCCAUGAUUUUUUUAAAAAACAAAAAACCAGAGAGGUGGGCAGUGCUUGGAGAAGUGAUCAAGUCACUGUUAUUAAAGCAUAUUCAAACGAACAUAAGAAGAGCCUGCUGGAUCAGGCCAAUGGCACAUCUAAUCCAGCAUCCCAUUCUCACAGUGGCCAAUCAGAUGCCCAUGGGAAACCCACAAGCAGCACUCAAGCACAAGAGCACUCUCCUCUUCUGCAGUUUCUAACAACUUUUAUUCAGAAGCAUUACUGCCUCCCACUGUGGAGGCAGAGCAUAGCCAUCACAGCUAGUAACCAUUCAUAGUCAUGUCCUGUAUACCUGAAGGAGUCAUCUCCACCCCCAUCGUUCAGUCCGGACACAGAUCCAGCGCCAAGGGCUUUCUGGUUGUGAGAAGUGAGGUUACAGGGAACCAGACAGGGCCUUCUCGGUAGUGGCGCCCGCCCUGUGGAACACCCUCCCGUCAGAUGUCAAGGAAAUAAGCAGCACCCAAGUUAGUGGCCAUUACUGCCUCCUGUGGGAGUGUGUUUAAAUACAGUAUGUGCAGUGUUGUAUUAAGUUGCACUUAAAUUGUAUUAAGGCAAGCAAAUAAGCCAGGUUCAGAAGCCCGGCUUAGGUUAGUCUCCAAGGCAGGUACAAUGUGUCUCAACAGCUUCAAGCAAGGGCAUGCAAAAAUAUGGAGGAAAGGCGUAUUAUGCCAUUUUUCAUCAGGUAGUUUGGAAACCUCAAGAACAGGACGUGAAGCUUGGGGACACUUCUUUUUUGUUUUUGCAACACUAGACUACUGCAACUCCUCUGAGCCCAGAUGCUAAGCCAGCAGGACCUCUGCAUGCAGGAUGUAUUCAAAUUACGUAGCAUAUUUUUCAGACCGCUCUACAAAGGCUUGGGGUUUUAUUCACUUAGUUGAAAUUUUGAGUCACUUUAUCUUAUGAAGCUCAGCACUUGUUGGAAUAUCUUAAUCAUACAGAAACCAUUACUAUGGGACAAGUGUGAUUUUGCUGUCCUUAUAUGGAAUAAUGUAGAGUUAGUGCAGGAAUGGGGAAUGGGUGUGACAAAUACCUCCUUAUGGCAGUGAUCUCUGUUGAUUGGGGCACCCAGUAUUAGUGAAUCAGAAUUUUUCCUAGUCUUGGAGCUUCUUUCGACUGAAUCAAGAUUCUUGCAUGUCUAGCAUUGUGAUAGUGGCGGUCAUAGAUAACACAGCAGCGGAUUAAGAGGGAAGAAGGAAAUGGGAAAUUGUGAUUUCCACACAAGGCAUCUCAUGCCAAGGUAGAAAGCAUUCUGCCAAGGUUAUGGAUAAUGCUAUCUCUUACUGCAUAGCAGAGCCUAACCCCCAGUCGUGUAAUAUCAAAUGAAUGGGAUUAGACAUUAGAGCCUUUUUGUCAUAGUGAGUCAGAGUUUCAUUUCCUGGCCAGAGUACAUUUUAAAUAUUGAUCUAUGAACAUAUACACCUUGGCAAGGUACUUGACAUGUUCCAGUUCCAUUAAUGAGUUUAAGAAAAGAAAAAGUUGCUGGCCUAAUAUGGAAAUGAUCUGACCAUCAUUGGCUGGUUUGUAUAAAGACACGCACACAGACACACACGAGUUUGAAAAUCAUUGGUUGAGAGGUGCUGUUAUCCUGAACGUGUUGUGUUGUGCCUGAUUUUUGCUGCUACAGUGUGUGUUUAUCUGUCCCUUUCACUCCCUCUGUACAAUAAGGAGGCUUCAAAAUGUCUGGACAAAAAUAGCCACUUUGAAAGUAGCACAGUGAAGGCCUGGUUGUCCUUUUUUGUUUUCUUUCAGCUAUUUCCUGAUCAAGUUCUCAAUUUACAAGUCAAGAAGUUUCAGGCUGCCAGCAUUGCAAAGACCACCUGAAAUAUAGAAAGAAGGGGGCACAGGCACACAAUAGAUGCUUGUGAUCAGAAUGGAGCUUGGAUAAACCAGCACAUUCCCUCCCAUGGGUUGCCCUCAUUUACAAAUGUGUUGUUUUUCUUCCCUUAUAAUAAUAUAAGCAGUUUCCUCCUGCAGUGAGCAGUUGAGAUGUACCUUAGCGUUUACAAUUGGAACAUGGUGUCUAGCCUUCCUCUCUAAAGCUUUGUGCAUUGGAUCUCUUUUCUGGUUUUCAGUUCACUCAUUAAUAAACUCUACCAAUAUGUUCAAAGGAAAUUAAUAGGAUAAGAGGAAAAAGCCAUGAGCAUCAUCCUCCCAGCAUGCAAAGAUGUCCACACACUAGAGGAACUUUGAAAAAAGGGAUAGAGGUGCUCAUCUAACUGAGCAUCACAAUAAAUUUGUACGGAUAGCAAUUAUUUU
Molecule: messenger RNA, 5873 nt
Organism: Zootoca vivipara (common lizard)
Lineage: Eukaryota; Metazoa; Chordata; Lepidosauria; Squamata; Lacertidae
Source: RefSeq, a predicted model, not a curated record